This is a messenger RNA of Anneissia japonica, 267 nucleotides long. RefSeq names its product Bardet-Biedl syndrome 1 protein-like. Gene Ontology annotation, biological process: non-motile cilium assembly; protein localization to cilium. NCBI's taxonomy places the organism in Eukaryota, Metazoa, Echinodermata, Crinoidea, Comatulida, Comatulidae. Gene Ontology annotation, cellular component: centrosome; BBSome; axoneme. Gene Ontology annotation, molecular function: smoothened binding; patched binding. The record is from RefSeq and is a predicted model, not a curated record. The annotation marks the transcript as partial. The transcript is spliced from 2 exons.
AUGCACCGGACGUUCCAGCAUGAUUUGUACCGUAUGAAACUAGCGACAGCCCGAGCCUUCAUGAAGUCUCUUGAUAAUAGCAUGAGUCCAAUCUCAUCUAACCCCGCUGAGCCGCUUAAGCUGUCUGCUCAGGUGCAAGGCAUUGGCCCAACAUUCAAGUUAACAGUCAGCCUUCAAAACACCUCCAUCAACCAUCCAUCCAUUAAUUUGUUCAUCAGUUUCCUUUUUGAUGAGAAGUUGUAUUCAUUACAAAAGGCCUUUAUACAG